GUUAUAAUUGUAUAUUACUCUUAUAUAUAGUUUAGUCUUCUAGGUAAAGUUCACAAGUAAGGCAAGAAAAGAUCAAUAAUCUGCCAUCCAAUGAACAAAGCCACAAACUGUUAUGUGCUAGAAUAUUUGUAAUUUAUCAGGCUGAAAAAUGGCAGCUUUUUCUCUGAAUAUUCAGAAACAUGUAGAACCAAGUCUUGUAACUUCAGGUAAAUUCGACGGUUCCCAUGCUUGUUUAGCGGCUGCAACAUAUGGUGGAAAUAUUUUGGUGCACAGUCCUCACAGGCAACCACAAAUAACCGAUCAUGACCACGAGCAGUCCGAUAGAAAAUUAUCUUGGAGCGGAGAGCUCGCUGAGCUUAAAAUAGGAAGUGAGAUUAUUGCAUUAUGCACUGGCCGACUUAAUGAAGAUGAGAGAGAUAUUCUUCUAAUUGGAACUGCAUCUCAUAUUCUGGCUUAUCAUAUAGAAGACAAUUCUGAUAUUUUUUAUAAAGAGAUGUCUGAUGGUGCAAGAUGCAUACUCAUUGGCAAAUUAAGUUGGCUUCCAAAUCAAGUUGCAAUCGUUGGUGGCAAUUGUUCUGUAACAAUUUUAGAUUCGCAAGGCAUAGAAAUAUUUUGGACAGUGGUAGGAGGAAUUGUUAGUUCAUUAGCUGUUUUUGACUUCGAUGGAGACGAAGAAAACGAGUUGAUCGUUGGAACGAAGGAUUUUGAAAUAAAGGUGUACAAGAAAGAUAAUUUGCUUUGGGAUGCCAAAGAAACAGCUUCCAUUACCACUUUAAUCGGUCUACCUCAUAGAAGAUUUGUUUAUUCAGUAGGAAAUGGAACUCUUGGUGUCUAUGAAAUGGCUCAAAGAUUAUGGCGUGUCAAGUCAAAGCACAGAGUAGUAGUUACAAGGAGCUUUGAUUUGAACGGAGACGGUUCACUGGAAGUCAUAACCGGUUGGAAUAAUGGAAAAGUAGAUGCGAGAUUAUCCAAUAAUGGAGAAGUAAUUUUUAAAAUUCAAUUAUCCGCUGGAAUAGCUGGAAUUGUGGAAGCUGAUUACAGAAGAAUCGGCAAAUCCGAUUUAGUCAUAGUAUCUUCUACUGGAGAAGUGCGCGGUUAUAGUUCUGGUUCCACAAUGGAUACACCAGAACCAGGUGAAGCUAUGCGUGAUUUGUUAGCUAAGAAACAAAUACUUCAAAUGGAAAUUAGGCAGAGAGCUGCAUCAGUUCCAAAUAUGUAUCAUGGAACAAAAUUGGCUGUUAGCUUGAUGAGUGCUGAAGGUGCGGCUCGUGUUGCCCUUGCUUCGGGACCUGGUCUCCUUAUACAUUGUGCGAUAGUUUUCACUGAAGGCGUGUUCGAAGGCGAAACUUUGGUGGUUCAUCCCAGCAGACCUAAAGGAGAACUCGAAAUAGAGCUUCGUCCUCCUAAGAAUAAUCCUGUGGAUCUCCAUGUGAAAGUAUGCGUUGGUCCAGCUGGUGCAGAUCUACUACAGGUGUUCGAAAUGACACGUCAAUUGCCUAGAUUUUGUAUGUACCAGAUUAUUGAGAAACCUCAACAAAUUCCAGACGAUUUUACGAAAAAUAGCGUCACAGCUGAGCUCGCAGAAAGGCCUCAAAGAAUCGCCCUUUGGUUGAACCAAAGCCUCAUCCUCCCUGAAGAAUUUGAAAUUAAAGAGGACAAGCCAAAUAAUGGAAACAUGGAGAUAUGGCUUCGAGGAAUGAGAGAUAACAAAAUUCAUUGUUUCAUGGUAGACGCAACUGGAAAAUUAACUAUCCAAACGGAGGAUUCUACAUUUGCUGGCGAUAUUAUUCAAUCUUUAGCUCUAUACUUGGGCCUCAGAGAACUUUCUUCCGAGGUCUCGUUUCCGGCUGAAGAGAAGAAAUUGUUGAACGCUCUGGAACGUGUCAAAGAGCUAAAGGAAAUCGAUGCUAAACUGCAAGCGGAGACAGCCAAUGAGACUACUUUAUUGAAGAAUAUUAUAAUCCGUCUGGAAGAUGCGAGAAUUCUCGAGAAUAUCGACGAAAUGAGAAGAAGACUCGUACAAUUGAAAAAUGUUAACGCUGAUCUAAUCAAGGAACAUGAAAUCAGGAUGAAGAGUUAUCGCGAAUUUACAGCGAAUUUAAAGGAGCUUAAUCUUGGAGUUCAACGUGCAGCUAGAUUAAGAGGUAAUAUUUAUAUUGUUUUCUUAUCUUUUUUCAGAAACUAUUAUUUGAAUUUUUCAGUCGGAAAAAGUGCCUCGAAUACCGUAGCCAAUUGCAGAGCUGCGAUCCAAGAUGAAAAUUCGAAAGCUCUCGUGAUUGCAAUAAGGCAUGGAUGAAUUUUAACAUUUAUAAUAUUCAUAUUAAUGAAUAUUAUUUUAUACAAACUUUAUUUUUUUUUACGUUUAUUAUACAUAUUCAAGAAAUAACAGUAAUAAGAUCAUUCACAAGAGAAAGUAUUAUAGAAAGUAUUAAGUAUUAUAAAUUGUAGAUCUUAUUAACUAUUUACAGCAAGAUCAAAAUUUGAGAAAGACUGUUCAUUCAAAGAUCUAUAUUUUAAAAAGGAGAUGUAAAUUGACGAACUUCAUUGACUUACAUCAAAUUUAAACAAUUUCAAAAAAUAUAUCUCAAGAUAUAAUACGUUACAACGGAAAUUGACAAUAAACAGUCAACAAUUUCUAAAACACGAAGAAUUAGAGCACAAACUUCUCAUCGAGGUACACAAAUUGAACUCUGAGGUCUCUUUUAGUCAAUGAAGCGUUCCUCGAACUGAUAUACUGAAUCUUCUUUUGAGAGGUAUAGGUGAUGGACGUCGAAGAGCGUCCAAUGUUCCAUCGGUGGAAGCUCUCACCCUGAAGGAAUUCGUUUGCUGGCCAGAAUUACCAGGCAAUUCCGUCAACAGUUUGAAGAUGUCUGUGAAGACGGCCAUGACCUGUCGAAUAAAAAUAAUCGGGCCAGUCUGUUGCUAUCGUUACAUAACCCCGUCGAGAUUAUCUUAUUAAGCAGCUAUCACAAUUAUACUUUACAUAUUUUUCUUUCAUAAUCUACUUUAAAAACCGUUCGUAUUAUCACUCGCCAUUUUUUCAUUCGUACCUCGUGCCGUGGUUUGCGACACGUGUAGAAUCAUCGAUCUCGUUUUCUCGUUUUUCCUUCACUUUCUGUGUUAGAUUCCUUCUUAAUAAUAUAAUAAACUGCAGUGUAUAACGAUUUAAAGGAAAUUCAAAUUGAAAGAUAUAUAUAAUUACGAUUCUAAAUUAAUCUUGAUAUAAAAAUUUAAUUUUAUAUUGAAUUUAUCUUUUGCUUAUACUGUUUAUUUCUAAAAAUUUAUCAAAUUAUCGUUUAUAUAUAAAUUUUAUCUUCUAACAAAUUUUCUAAAUUCUAUAACUUUUAUUACAACUUCUUUAAACGAACCAAUAGAAACAGAUAAAUUUCUAAAAUAUAUAUACACACGAGACGUUAAUACCUAAUUAAUAAUCUUUCCAAACUUCAUCCAUAUCUUUUCAAAAUAAGAAAAGAAAAAAAAAAAAAGAAGAAAGAAGUGCAAAGUGUAAAGAAAUGUGAACAAAUCCUAAUCUUACGUCCAGAGGCCGUAAAUAGUUGUGGUCCCACGAUUAAGUCCAAGCUUAGGGGUAAUUAAUUGUGAAACAAAUUUUUAAUUACGGCACAUUUACGAUACCGAUAACACGAUCGUUGGAAGAUGCUCCGGCGGUAUCUCUCUUGCGUUCCGCUCGUUCCAUGAUACAGAUUUUGUUUACCACUGCUUGAUCACGCGUAAACGCCAUGACCGGUUUCCCAGAGGAGUAAACAAUCGUUUUAGAAAAAUAACGAAGAUUAGGUACGGUCGCGAGACAAAGCUUGAAACGAUCGAGCCGCCAAAACUCUGACCGCUCCUCCUCUUUUCUGCGCCAUCCAAAUAGGCGAGCAAUGGCGGAAGAAGAGGGGCAUCUUCAGCCAGCUGAGAGAUUUCCAAUCGAGCAGACUUUCUUUCGCGAUCGAUGACGUAUAUUCGCGUAUACGUCAAUGAUUCUCAAUGUCUCUUCGUAUCGAGACUUCACGAAUAAUUCAACUCGUUUCGCUGAUAAUGAAAACGUUUGGGUCUGCUUGUCUACCAGAAGCUUUCGUAGCCGAUGACGUGAUGUUGUGUCUGGCUGUGGCGAAUUUUAGAAAAUGUUACGACGAAGUGUUUUCGUUUUGCAUUGUCAUCAUUUGGGAUUGUAAAAGUAUUUGAAUCUUUAGAGAAUAUUUAAUUUCGAAGGAAUGCAAUCCAUUUGUCUUGGCAAGCCUUUGUAUCUGAUUUUUGGCAAAUUUUAAUACAUAUAGGGCAUAUCGUUGUUAUUGUAAGAACAUUUAAUUUUGAUAAAAUUUAAAGUUUGCAAUCGUUAGUUUUCGUGACGAUUGAUUACUCUGUCUGAUUGUCACUGGCAAAUUUUAGAAAGUCGAGGAAGUGUAGCGUUAUCAAUUGUUAUCUGAGAGAGAUAGGAUGUUUUAAAUAAAGUAUUCGAAGAUUUUGAGAAUGUUUGAUUUUAAAGGCUUGCAAGAUAGAAGGAAAUGGGUUACGAAAUGGAUUUGGCAAUUAAUCUUUUAUGCAAUAAAUCUGUUGCAAUUGUUUACCUUAUAGCCAUUAGAUGAUAAUUUACACGUCGGAUAGCCUGUGUCUUAGCCCUUGCCACUUAAGGUUAGAUGUACGAUGUCAGUGUUAGCGUUACGUCAAAAGCUUGUUGUUUUAUCGUGUCAACGACUGUUGAUUUUUCCAAAGUGAACGACCUAACGCUAUGUCAUCACGAAUAUUAUGACUAUGACUCGAAAAUAGCAUUAUAUCAUGUUCUGUUAUUAAAUGUUUUAUCUGCAUUAUUUUA
Messenger RNA from Apis cerana (Asiatic honeybee), 4813 nucleotides. RefSeq names its product Bardet-Biedl syndrome 2 protein homolog. Gene Ontology annotation, biological process: non-motile cilium assembly. Gene Ontology annotation, molecular function: protein binding. NCBI's taxonomy places the organism in Eukaryota, Metazoa, Arthropoda, Insecta, Hymenoptera, Apidae. Gene Ontology annotation, cellular component: neuron projection; motile cilium; ciliary basal body. The record is from RefSeq and is a predicted model, not a curated record.